This is a messenger RNA of Acipenser ruthenus (sterlet), 2674 nucleotides long. Its product is annotated as S-phase kinase-associated protein 2. Gene Ontology annotation, molecular function: protein binding. Gene Ontology annotation, cellular component: SCF ubiquitin ligase complex. The record is from RefSeq and is a predicted model, not a curated record. Bases 250 to 1500 code for a protein of 416 amino acids. Gene Ontology annotation, biological process: SCF-dependent proteasomal ubiquitin-dependent protein catabolic process. Lineage: Eukaryota; Metazoa; Chordata; Actinopteri; Acipenseriformes; Acipenseridae. The transcript is spliced from 10 exons.
CCAUGAUGUCCUGUUCAUUGAGCGUCUGUGGAAUUUCUGUAAAUUUCCAUUAACGUCAGAACACUGAGAGCCAAUCAAAUUGCACUUCCUGUUUCAGUGUUCCAAAGUGUAUCUCGUUUAAUUUUUAAGGCGGGCUAAGAAGCGGGAGGUUUAAAUUAUCCCGCUUAUAUGCUAAUAUACUGAAAUAAACAAUAUAUACAUACGUUUAUAAAACGAUCUGAUUAGGACGCAUAACUGGAACAAACGAAGAUGUUCAGAGAAAGAAAGCACCUUCAGGAGCUCCCUUCCUCCAGUGGGAACUUGCCAAAGUGGACACAGCUGCAGGAAACCAAGAAGACACACAAGGUCCCUUUCGAGGACAAUUGUGAAAAUGAGUGCACUCCUCAGGAUCUGAUACAAAGCUGGUCUCCUCCGCAGAAAAGACCCCGAAUCUGCAAUGGGAAAGAGAAUGAAGACGUCCCCUUUGUUCUCGCUCGGAGGCCAAGGAAAAAGCGAGAAUCCGAAGCAGUGAUUUCCUGGGACAGCCUACCUGACGAGCUGCUACUGAGAAUAUUUCAUGGCCUUCCAUUGGUUGACCUACUUAAGGUUUCCCAAGUCUGUAAACGUUGGCACCGCCUGGCGUUCGAUGAGUCUCUGUGGCACAGCGUUGAUCUGACAAGAAAGGCACUGCUUGCGCCGGCCCUCAGUCAGGUCCUGACAGCUGGGGUGGUGGCCUUGCGCUGCCCCAGGACCUGCAUAGGCAAACCUUCUCUCAAAAACAUAAGGUCUCUGCGUGUUCAACAUAUGGAUUUAUCCAGCUGCACCGUGAGUGUAGCAGUGCUUGAGGACAUCAUUGGCCGUUGCUUCAGGCUCCAGGACCUCAGUUUAGAGGGACUGGUUCUUUCAGAUCAAGUCCUCAUAUGUUUAGCACAGAACCCUGAGCUGCUGCGGUUGAACAUGUCUGGAUGUUCAGGAUUCUCUGCACAUUCACUGGGAGAGAUGCUCCACCACUGCACACUCCUGGAUGAACUGAACCUGUCCUGGUGUGAAUUCACUUCGGACCAUGUUAAAGCGGCCGUGAACAACAUUCCUGAAAGCGUCACGCAGCUAAACCUCAGCGGGUACCGCCAGAACUUACACAUUGCUGAUGUGGAGGUAUUAGUGUCAAGAUGUCCACACAUUACUAACCUAGAUCUGAGUGACAGUGUCUUGCUGACAUCAGACUCUUUUCAGCAUUUCUGCAAACUCCCAGCCCUCCAUCAGCUAGCCCUCAGCCGGUGUUACCAGAUCCACCCAGCGGCCCUGGUGGAUUUUGAGAACUUUCCAUCUUUGAAGAUGCUGGAGGUUUUUGGGAUCUUGCAGGACAUGAACCUACCGAUUUUGACAAAAGGCCUGCCGCACAUUAAAAUCAACUCCUGCUAUUUUACCACCAUCGCCCGACCCACUGUGGGAAGCAAGAAGAACAGAGACAUCUGGGGCAUCUCCUGCAGGCUGACCUACAGAGCUCCGUUCACCGCAUAGUGAAGGGGCACUGACAUUGCCAACCUGACAUUUAAAAACUGCAGAGGUAGUUUUGGGACGGUGGUGGUGGUUGUAGCAACUUCACCCUAAAGUUUCAAAUACCUCCUCUGUGACAAUAUGCCACCCCAAACAAAGAACACAGCUGUUUUAUGCAAUACCUCCACAGUAAAUCCCAGCUCUUUUUUACUAACUGUACAGUCUUUUUAGUGUCCAUUUGUUAAAGAAUGGCUGAUUUUAGCAUAUGUGCAGAUGAUGAUGAUGGUGAUGCUGAUGGUGGAGAUGAAGGUAUUAUUUUUAGAAGAAACUUGAAACGAUAACUUGUUUCUAUUGUAUUGUUUUAAUGUGCACCACUUCCGCUGGAGUGAAGUAGUAUUAUUUUUAUUUAAUUUUUUAAUUUAAAUACCCAUUACUUAAUGAUUUUAUGCCCUCUGGAGCAUAAAAGCAAACAAAGUGGAUGAUUUAUGUAAAACAUCCAUCUGAUUAUUAAAGCUCUGCUAACAAUGAAGCAUGAAGAACAAUAAAACCAGUUUGUUUCUCAUAUUCCUACAUGUCAACUCUCCUGUAUGGGUAAAUACUGUGCUUCCAGGCAAGAGGAUUUAUAUGUACAGAAAUGAUGUUUUAAGGUGGUUUGCUUUAGUUUCUGAUCUACAUGGAAUUGUAAUAUGCAUGUAGAAUGAUUUUUAAACGGUGUGGUAACUAUUGAACCACCUCUUGGUGUCCUCCUCAUAAUUGUGCUGUUAAAAUGGGGUCUGUAGAUAGAAAAAUCAUGUAUUCUGAAGGAAAACUAUAGACAGAUGAACACAGUAGCUGAAAUGUUUACAUGCUGACUUAUAGUUUUCCCACAGAUAUUAUGAUUUGACUUGUUUAAAGUUUAGGAUUUUUUUUUUAUUUUAAAUCUGGCAGCUGCUGUAGUUGUAGGUUAAAUGUUUGCAUUUUAUGACACUCAAAUUGACUGGCUAGUAUAAUUGUAUUAUUAUUGUUUUUUUCUUGUUGAAAUGUUACAUGAAGUUGAUGCCUAUAACGUUACAUUGUCGAUGUUGACUAAACGGGAUCCUUUUUAAAGCUUUGUACUCCAGUGCUGUUACUUUUUCUGAUUUGGAAUGUUGUCCAAUCAUUGCAAAACUAUAAAUAAACACUAGGGGACACAAUACUAAAAUAAAAGAUUUUAAAAGAA